Sarcophilus harrisii (Tasmanian devil) is the source of this 1596-nucleotide messenger RNA. Its product is annotated as carboxypeptidase N subunit 2-like. Bases 310 to 1506 code for a protein of 398 amino acids. Lineage: Eukaryota; Metazoa; Chordata; Mammalia; Dasyuromorphia; Dasyuridae. The transcript has 2 exons. Gene Ontology annotation, molecular function: protein binding. The record is from RefSeq and is a predicted model, not a curated record.
AACUUUGGGAUGUUAAAAUAGGGCAAGACUUCUGGUUGGAUGAAUCAGCAUCAUUUACCUCUGAAACUGACUUCUGUUUUCUAGACUAGAUACUCCAGCUUUCCAGUUGUGCUGGUUUUCUAAGUAAAUUCUGCCAAAGAAAAUAGCAGGAAAAGCUGGAGAAAAUUACUAGGUCUGAGAUCUGCUUGUCAAUUAACCAAAGGAAUUUCAGGUGAAUAUCGAUGGUCUGCUGGGGACAUACUUUAGUGAACAGAAAUUUUCUGAGGUUGUAAAACACCUAUCUAACAUCAAGGAACACAGGUUGUAAAGAUGAUCUGGGGUUUGUUUUUGCUGCUCUUUGGAAAUGCUGUCUGCCAGUACAGCUGCCCCCAGAAGUGCCUCUGCAGUCUUCUGCUGACAGAUUGCCGCUUUGCCAACCUUUCGGACAUUCCCCAGGGAAUAGCUCAAGACACAGAGACUCUCUUUCUGAAUGAGAAUUACUUAACCCAAGUUCCCCCGGGAAUCCUUCAGCCCCUUGUUAAUCUCACUUUUCUUGGCUUGUCCCACAACAAACUCUCCCUGCAGAAUGACACCUUCGACGAUAUUGGCAGAAGCAUCCUUGCCCUGGAUCUGGCUGGCAACAAUCUGAUGGAGCUUCCACCUGCCUUGUUUCGAGGCACAAAGCACCUUGUUUGGCUAAACUUGGCUGAAAACAGACUUGCUGUGCUCGAUGGGAAGAUUUUUGCCUCCUUGGAAAGACUGACUUACUUGGACCUCUCUCAAAACAGACUGCAGUUGUCAGUAAAUAUGUUGAUGGGUCUUUCUCAGCUAGAUACGUUAAUGAUGGCUGGUAAUCAUCUUCAGACACUCCCUGCUGGGGUCUUUGAUCCCGUUCCUAACUUGAAGAUCCUUGAUAUUUCCAAUAAUGAAAUAAGCAGUUUACCAGAUAACUUAUUUGAAAACUUGACAAACCUUAGUGAUUUGCUCCUUGACAAUAAUAGUUUCAAGAAGAUUCCAUUUUCUGCAGUCAAGAUCCUCCCCAAGUUAGAACAUUUCUCAAUAUCUGGGAAUAGCAUCCAAAAUAUCCCUCCCCUUUCGGUCAUUGGUGAAUCUAGCUUAAGGCGGCUUGACCUGUCAAAUAAUUUGGUGUCUGACCUUCCCUUGAAUUUCUUCUCAGUGUUAAGGCAGCUGGAAUUUCUGAGUCUCUCUGGAAAUAACAUAAACGCUCUCCCAGGAGACAUAUUUGUACAUAACACUCAGCUAGCAUUUUUGCAUUUGGACAGAAACCAAUUUCAUACCCUGCCCAUCUUUUCAGGACUGCAAAGACUCAAAGAGUUAAGAUUGUGUUGCAAUGGUAUAGAAAAUUUGCCCAGAACCUUCAUAGACAAAAUGUAUGAAUUAGAACUGCUGGAUCUCUCCAACAACAAUAUAACAGAGACCAAAGGGUUGGAUUCUAAUACAACACAAAUAAUUUUGACUGGGAAUCCAGUCUGUACAAACUCAAUGAUUUCCAAAACACAUUGUUAAAAAUCCCUGUGGCAAGACAAAAAUAAAAGGGAUAGCAAUGGAUAUGUUAAUUAUUUACUUUUGCUAAUGAAAAUAAAAGUUAAAUGUAUA